AUGGAGAUGGAGUUCCAGGUGUGGGAUGCCACCAGUGGAUGGCACCAAGCCUUCCUCGAUGUGUCUGACCGCUGCUACGACUACAAUGCCCGGGUGGGUCGGUCCCAGGAGAACAGAUCCCGCAACCGCUACGCGGACGUGAGCCCCUACGACCACAGCAGGGUGCACCUGAAGAUCGAGCAGAACGACUACAUCAACGCCAGCUUCGUGGUGGUGGAGAAGGCCCAGCGGAAAUACAUCCUGACGCAGGGGCCGCUGCCCAACACGUGCGGCCACUUCUGGCUCAUGGUGUGGCAACAGAACAGCAGGGCUGUGAUCAUGCUCAACAGGCUGGUGGAGAAGAAUUCCAUGAAGUGCUCCCAGUACUGGCCCCCCUGCCAGGGCCAGACCCUCUUCUUCGAGGAGAUGGGCAUCAGCGUGUUCAUGAUGAAGGAGGAGGUGAGGACCUCCUUCACGGUCCACUUCCUGAGGCUGAAGAACACGAUGACAAGAGAGGUCAGGUCCGUCUUCCACUUCCACUACACCAGCUGGCCCGACUUCGGGGUGCCUAAAGCGCCGGCCUCCUUCCUGUCCUUCCUUUUCAUGGUGAGGGAGUCGGGCUGCCUCAACGAUGAGCAGGGGCCCGCGGUCAUCCACUGCAGCGCCGGCAUCGGGCGGUCGGGCAUCUUUGCUCUGGUCGAUACCUGCCUGGUCCUGAUGGAGAAGAGAGAGGACCCCUUUUGCCUGAACAUCAGACAAGUAUUGGUGAACCUGAGAAAGUACCGGAUGGGACUUAUCCAGACCCCAAAACAGCUAAGAUUCUCCUACAUGGCUAUCAUCGAAGGGGCAAAAUUCCUCAUGGCAGAUGAAAAUUUCAAGAAAAACUGGAAAGCACUUAGCAAUCAAGACCUGAAGCCUUUCUCUGAGGUCUAA
Messenger RNA from Dromiciops gliroides (monito del monte), 912 nucleotides. Its product is annotated as tyrosine-protein phosphatase non-receptor type 2-like. Gene Ontology annotation, molecular function: protein tyrosine phosphatase activity. Lineage: Eukaryota; Metazoa; Chordata; Mammalia; Microbiotheria; Microbiotheriidae. Gene Ontology annotation, biological process: protein dephosphorylation. The record is from RefSeq and is a predicted model, not a curated record. The transcript is spliced from 3 exons. The coding region runs from base 1 to 912 and encodes 303 amino acids.